AUGCCACGCCGUGGCCGGUCUGGCAGCCGGCACCGCACCCGCCGUCAUGCAGGUUCAUCACCGCGCAGGCAGAGCCGGAGGUCACGAAGCCGAGCCAGACCGCAGCGCCGGAAGAGACAGCGUGAGGCAUCUUCAGCAUCCGAUGCAAAGCGGAAGGCAGAAGCAGGUAAGAAAGCAGAGGGCAAGAAGGUGAAGAAGGUUAAGGCCGAUAAAGCAGCUAAAGCAGACAAGCCCGACAAGGCGGAGAAAGCCGAGAAGCCCGAGAAACCGGAGAAGGCGAAGGCCAAAGCUGGCAAAGCUGAUGGUGAGAAGGCGGAAAAAACCAAAGCAGACAAGCCUGGAAAGGUGGAAAAGGCAGGCAAGACUGCAAAGGGAGAGAAGGCAGAGAAGUCGAAGAAGGCAAAAGAAGACAAAGCAGAAAAAGGAGCUGCCGAGGCGGACGACGGUAAGGCAAAGACAAAAAACAAAAAGAAGGAUCCUGCCGCGAAAGCAGAUGCAAAGAAGAAGCCAGCUAAGGCAAAGAAAGACAAGCAGGGUUCCGAUUCCGACAGUUCCGACGACAGUUCUUACUCCUACUAUUCUUCAAGCAGCCAAGGAGAUGAGCAGCAGCAGCAGUUCAUGAAUGCCAUGAUGCCGUGGGCGAUGAUGCAGGUUUGUGGGUCAGCUCAUCAUGCCAUGUCACAAUCACAGUCACGCAUCUCUGUGAGCUUAGUGCAUGGAGUUACAGCAGUGCGUGGUCAUGUGGUCAUUCGUGACAACAGCAACGGUGACAGGAAUAACAAACGUUCUAAACCCUAA
This is a messenger RNA of Symbiodinium natans, 798 nucleotides long. The record is from the annotation of a GenBank genome assembly. Lineage: Eukaryota; Dinophyceae; Suessiales; Symbiodiniaceae.